This is a messenger RNA of Contarinia nasturtii (swede midge), 1216 nucleotides long. RefSeq lists its product as uncharacterized. The transcript is spliced from 3 exons. Bases 68 to 850 code for a protein of 260 amino acids. NCBI's taxonomy places the organism in Eukaryota, Metazoa, Arthropoda, Insecta, Diptera, Cecidomyiidae. The record is from RefSeq and is a predicted model, not a curated record.
UCCCAUAAAUCGGUCGAUCAAACACUGUUACAGUUUUUUAAAUUUGCAAUUCAUUGAGUGUGUCAGAAUGUUGUGUUUCGAAAUGCGUUCGUUAUUGAUUCAUGCAAUCUUGUUGGUGUGUCAACAAUCAAUUUUUCGUACGGAGGCCAGUUUGUCCGAUUUACCGUUACUAUCUGGUGGUUACGAAAUCAAUGACUAUUUAUCAGCACAUCAGUAUCAAAACACCCCAUGGAUUGUAUCCAAUUUUCCAAAUGUCGAUUAUAUUGAACAACAUUUUUUACCAACACAAAAUAUUGACUAUGCACCGUUGGAUGCAUCAAAUCAUCUUGGGAAUGUCAAUCACAUAAAAAACCAUUUAGGAAACACAUUCAUACCAAGUAUUGCCGAUAAAACGCUCAAUACUCUUCUGAAUACCGAUACAAUUCUAACACACUCGAAUCCAAUCGUUCAAAUUGGCCAUCAUGAAGGUGAAAAGUGCAUUGACCAACAUCAUCAGCACCGUCACAUUCAUAAUGUCGAUGUGGUCUCAGCCCACAAACCAUUUGGCGGUUACAAAAAGCAAACGAUUACCUCUGUUCAACGUCCGAUCAAUUUGAAUGUAUCGCCACAUUCAUUAUUUGUACCAAUUUCGAAUGCUCACAUUUAUCCAUCGGUGCAUGUUCCGAUUGUGAAAUCGUCGUCGAUCAAAGAAAUUGCACCACAUUUACCGAAAAAAUUUCUCGGCUACACUGACAAAUAUGUAUUACCAUAUCAUCAUCUAUUAGACAAGGGAAUUGUUCAACAUAAAAAACCAUCAUUGUUCGUACAGAUUCCAACGCUUAAGAAUGUUGUUUUUCAUCACACUAAUUGAGCGACAACAUUGCCGUCUAAGACCAUAUUGCCCGGAUAUGAAACGAGCUGAUAAGAUCAUCAUAAACAUUAAUAGACAUCAUAAAUUGUUUAAUUCGCUUGUAUAAGGACAGGACCGAUUUUUUUUUUUCAUACCAAGAUACUUUGCUUUAUAUUUAUAGUACGUCAUCCCGAAUAAAUAUUGCCAUAUGCGUUACAAAAAGGAUAAGAUUGUUGUAGAAAAUUAUAAUUUCAUCAAGCACAAACGAAUGGUGGACAAUAUCUCAAUAUAGGGUCCGUAACAUAUGUUUGUUUUUGUUUUCGUUUCGGCUUCUCCAAUUUUUCAAUUUAUACUUCUAGUAAAACUUUCAAAUAAGUUUUCACUCCU